AUGGAAAUUAAUGUCCGGGAAUCCAACGUUUCUCGUAAAACUAACGAAACGGAUAUAACCAUACAAUUACUACUCGACAGCACUGAGAAUCAAUCAAUAUCAGUUCACACUGGCAUAGGCUUCUUGGAUCAUAUGUACCAUGCUUUAGCAAAGCAUUCUGGAUGGACUCUGCAUCUUCAAUGCAAGGGAGAUUUACAUAUCGAUGACCAUCACACCGCAGAGGAUACGGCAAUCACGCUUGGUAUGGCCUUUAAACAAGCUUUGGGUAUACUACGUGGAAUAAAGAGAUUUGGAUAUGCCUAUGCACCAUUAGACGAGGCCCUCUCGCGCGCGGUAGUCGACAUCUCUGGAAGACCAUUUGCAAAUGUUAAUCUCAAUUUAAAGAGGGAAAAGAUAGGUGAUCUAUCAACAGAGAUGCUUCCCCACGUUUUAUCAUCAUUUGCAACGUCUGCUGGAAUUACGCUACAUGUCGAUGUACUCAAAGGGGAGAAUGAUCAUCAUAGAGCAGAAUCGGCUUUCAAAGCUCUCGCUUUAGCCAUAAAACAGGCCAUACAGAAAACUGGAACAAUCGAUGUUCCUAGCACAAAAGGCAUCUUGUAA
Messenger RNA from Paraglomus occultum, 600 nucleotides. NCBI's taxonomy places the organism in Eukaryota, Fungi, Glomeromycota, Glomeromycetes, Paraglomerales, Paraglomeraceae. The record is from the annotation of a GenBank genome assembly.